Molecule: messenger RNA, 6815 nt
Organism: Zonotrichia leucophrys gambelii
Lineage: Eukaryota; Metazoa; Chordata; Aves; Passeriformes; Passerellidae
Gene: ANGEL1
Product: angel homolog 1
Exons: 13
Coding region: 796-2529 (577 amino acids)
Molecular function (GO): 3'-5'-RNA exonuclease activity
Source: RefSeq, a predicted model, not a curated record
UUAUUCUAGUAAAGUGAACCUUCUCUGUCAGAUAUCUUCAAGCUGCUGAGAGGAUCUUGAGGAGACAGCCUGAGGUAGGAACAGUAAGGACAGCAAAGAUCACAACUCUUCUGGCUCUUCUGCAAGUGCUCCCAGAUGGCAGCUCCCACCUCUGGCCACUGGUACUCUGGAUCCCUGUUUGCCACCCUUGUUCUCAUUGCUGCCUGGCCUCAAGAGAGAAGCCUUCCCAACUGGUGAUCAGCUUGGUGCAACCACAGUCCCUCUUAGCUGCUGCUGAUUUUCCUUUGGCCAUUUCUGAGAAUUUCUGGAGUGAGUUUGCUAGUUCUACAAAGAUCUCUCAAACUGUCCAGUCAUUAGAGACCGUGGAAGGAUUACAUUUGGAUAAAAACCAAAAUACCACAAAAUCCAGUGGAAGGCUUGACCCUGAAGUGUUGAAAACGUGAUUGUGGAGUGAAGCACAAACGUUCUGGACUUCAACCAGGACUUCGCUUUUCAUAUACAACUGCCUGGUUUCAGCACGUGAUGGAUCUCAACUUGCAAAUGGCAGAGUACUCAUAGCCAGAUGCUUUCUUUACCUAUCGAAAGAAUGUGCUUCUGGCGAAGAGCCCGUCCACCCAGAUAGAAGGUGUCUUUGCUGCAGCCAGAGGAAGAUCAGUUCCAGAAGAGCAAGAAGCCCUUCUCCAGCAGUGGCUGGAGGAAGGAGCAGGGAAUUUGCCAGCCAGUGAGAGUGUUCCAACAGUGAGGAAAGUAUCAGUUACACUCACUAGUGACUGGUUAGAAGGUUCAGAGCUAUUGAUGACCAGCCUCAGUGACCUGAAUACAUCUCCGGAACUCACCCAGUGUGCUGAUCAGCAGCACUUGGAGCUAAAUGCCUUGGCUUCUUCAGAACUGCAAGAUCAUGCAGUGGCUGAACUGGCCAGAUUACCAUCAGAGGAAACAGUGACUGUAGCAGGCAGUGCCCCGUGGGCAGCUGUGGUCCCACAGACAGAUCACCAGACAGCUGGCUGUGCUGGUAUCAACGUGGAGGUGCUGAAUGAUGACCCAGCUGUGCUGGCCUGGAGUUUAGCAUGUGAUGCAGAGGCAGUGCCACCAGUGCUCCCAGCCCAGCCCAUUCAGGAAGCGGUGCCGUUUUAUCCUGUCUCAUUGGAGGUGCCCUACCAUGAGAUCUUAUGGAGAGACUGGGAGGAUCUUUCUGUCCAGCCCUGUGUCUUAGAGCAGGUCUCAGAAAACACUCCCCUGUUUGAAUUUCGAGUCAUGUCUUACAACAUCCUUGCCCAGGACCUGGUGGAGCAGGGCCUUGAUCUCUAUGUACACUGUCAUCCAGACAUCCUGAACUGGAGCUACCGCCUUCCAAACCUUUUACAGGAGAUCCAGCAUUGGGAUCCUGAUGUUCUGUGUCUCCAGGAGGUGCAAGAGAACCAUUACUGGGAGCAACUGGAACCAACAUUCAAGGAGAUGGGCUUUGCUUGUUUCUAUAAACGGAGAACCGGAACGAAGACAGAUGGAUGUGCAGUGUGCUAUAAGCGCAGCAGGUUCCAGCUGAUCAGUCUCAGCCCCAUAGAAUACUUCCGGCCUGGCCUGGACAUCCUCAACCGGGAUAAUGUGGGCUUGGUGCUGCUGCUGCAGCCGGUGCUCCCAGAAGGUCUAGGUCUGAAUGCAGUCAGUCCUCUGUGUGUGGCCAACACUCAUGUGUUGUUCAAUCCCCGUCGAGGAGAUAUCAAACUGGCCCAGGUGGCAUUGCUGCUAGCAGAGAUUGACAAAAUUGCAAGAACUACUGAAGGCAGCUACUAUCCUGUCAUCUUGUGUGGAGACCUGAACUCUGUACCUGAUUCUCCACUCUACAAAUUCAUCCGGAAUGGUGAACUUUCCUACCAUGGGAUGCCAGCCUGGAAGGUGUCUGGUCAGGAAGACUUUUCCCAGCAAUUGUAUUCACGGAAGCUGCUGGCCCCACUGUGGCCAAGCUCACUGGGUGUAACAGACAAGUGCCAGUAUGUCACCCUGUGCCAGCCAAAGAAACCUGGGAGACGCGAAUACAGCCGGGACUUCCUGCUGCAGUUCCGCUUUUGCGAUGCUGCCUGUGAGCGACCGCCGCAGCUGGUCCUCCUGGAAGGUGUGACAGAUGCUAAACCAGACCGCCCUGCACACUGGCCCAAGCCUGCUGCCAUGGUGAAAGACCCUGAUCCUCAGCCAUUCGUCCCAAGGUGUUCAGGUGUUAUCCAGCAUGGCCUCAACCUGACCUCUGUCUACAGCCACUUCUUGCCACAGAGGGGACGCCCAGAGGUCACAACAAUGCCCAUGGGGCUUGGAGCCACUGUUGAUUACAUUUUCUACUCAGCAGAGCCUGUGGAGAACAAGGCGGGUCGCAGGCUGUACAAGGAUGGAGCCCUGAAGCUGCUUGGCCGUCUUUCUCUUCUCUCUGAAGAUGUCCUCUUGAUGGCAAAUGGCUUACCAAAUCCUUUCUGUUCAUCUGAUCAUCUCUGCCUGCUGGCUAGCUUUGGCUUGGAGAUCUCCAGCCUCAGAGAGAGUUAGUGUUGGUUCCCUUUCCCUAAAGAAAAGUUGUUCUGAAUACAGCAGUCGAGACUCUGGAUUGCACAACCUGCUUGCAAGAAAACCCUUUUCCUUGUCAUGCCCUAAAAGUCCUUUUCUCCCCUCACACCCUCACUAAACGCAGGGAUGGGGGAGUUGGAGCACUUUUUGCAUUGGUAUUUUCUGCAUCUCUUCAAACCUGAGCUGUGUUCCCAGUGGGCUGAUAGGUGUAUUCAGGCAUUGACAUCUCUUUAAGAGAUCCUUGUUCCACUGCCUUGGUUAGCAGGUGUUUUUGUGCUGCAGAAACCAACAUAAUGCCCAUGGUUAUUUGUCCCUGUGUAAGAUUUUCAAGGAGCUGGAAAAGAGACAGGCAAUGCUAUCUGCUUUUGGUUAGUUUAAUUGCUACCAAGGAGCAUGGACUGUAUAUGCCAAUACUCUUUUACACCAAAACAAGUUCUUUUCAUUCUUUUAAUUUCUCAGUAAUAGUUCAGUACUUUCAGGGCUAGUUGUUGUGUUGCCUUUUAGAUUGGAUCUGCUAACUGCUUAGAAAUGUCUUUUACUUAAUGAUCUGUAAGGGCUGGCUUGCUGACAGAAGUGUUUGUGUGGUGUAACAGUUUCUACAAGAAAUUGCUUGCUGUGACUAAUGGACCAGGGAAUGGGAUUGCCAGGAAUGGAACCAGGGGUUCUACAGAGCCACUCACAGCAGCUCUAGAGCUGCAGCAAAAGCCUAGAAGCCUUGGGGAAGGCUUCCUUCCUUUCUAGCAGUCUCAGAAUGGUACCUAAUAUGUCAUUUUUAGCAAAAAUAUUUAGGACCCUCACAGUGAAUAUCUUGUGGAAAAAAUUACCCUGUAAGGCGUGAUUACCCCAGAACGCUAUAACUCUGGUUGUCCCAAAAGAGAGAUGAAGAUGGAAAGCAUGUGAGAGUCAGCAGAGCCAUCAUAUGGAAGAGCUGGUUUUGUCACUUGCCCUGUUCUUUGUGCACUCCCUAUUGCAGUCAGCCUGCCCAGGGGUCAAUAGCCAACCUUCAGUAUCCAUCUCCUGUGCCAGACUGAGGUCCAUACUGCAUCCUUCUGCACCCAGCCAUGUUUAGGUGUAGAUAGAACCCUUAUGAUCAACUCCUGACUCUUGACAUGUGUUGGGGGGACGGGGAGGGCUGUGUAACUUGGACCCAGACUGCAGUCACUUGGAUCCCAGUGUACCUUUGGUGUCCUGCUUUUUGUCCAGUACAAAAGCUGUACCUGUUCCUAGCGUAAAUUCCCCAGUUCAACCUGACAUUUGGUGCUCAGUUUUUCCCUAAGAGAUGAAACCAGUCUUGGCAGAAACCAAUAUUGGCAGAAACAUGAAUCCUCUGUUCACAAACAAGGCAGGAAAUCCGGUCCCACCUCAGGUUUUUGCAGGAAAGUACAGGAGACUUAAAACAUUGUUUGUUCUUCAUGCUCUGUAUUGAGGGACUUUGAUAUUUUAAAUGUUACUUUCCUGAUUGAAAAAUAAAAUACUGUAAUCUAAGAAAAUACCACAGAGUAACUAUGGCACCUUGUAUUUCUGGCUGCUGAACCUCUGAAGACUUUCUGGACAAGGUUUUGCUGGCUACAAGGUGAAAGAGGGCAAAUUGGAAAGGGUGAGCUGAGAGCUUUGUUUUCUAUCUGGCUCAAAAAGGUUGCUAGAAGGCAGCCUGGUUGCAUAUGACUCCCUCCUGCUGUUAACAUUUUAAUAGGAACCUUAGAAGACACUAAAGGUUUAACAGCAACCAACUAAAAGCACCACAAAAAAUUUUGUGACACAUAUUGUUGGCACUUAGAACUUUAGCUAUCCCGAGUCUGAGGUCGGUUGGUGAGGAGGGGUGUGUGUGUGUGUAUGUAUGAAAGCUGCCCAUAAGAGAGCCAGACUCAGCUCCAGCUCUCUUGAGACCCAUAAGGUGGGCACCAUGCACCAGCAGAUGAACUGGUUGUGCCUGCACUGCCUGAAGCACCCUGUCAGUCCUGUGAUACAACUCAGGUGGAGGAUCUGUGUUCCAGUAUCACAGGUGCUCUUUCCAUUUUAUAUAAACCAAAACCUUGUCUUGUGGGCAAAUUGCGUGGAAGCAUCUCAGGGAGCUUUGAAGGUUCCAGCUAUAUUUUGCUGGAAAAUCUAAUGUUGCACAGGUCAAACUAAUGCUUUCUCUUUCCAUGCAUGAAAUAAUGUGGUAUGCACUUGGAAUUGUUAAGUUUUUGAACACUGGAUAUCGAGUCAUGCAGAGAAACCCCAGGACAAUGCCUACAAGUCCCCUUAUUCUUCUUUCUGGAGGUUAUAGUGUUCCCAGGGUGACUUGCAGCUCUCAAAGCCCUGGCUUACUCAUGCUUUGUUGGGCACUCAUAGCUGAAACUGUGGCAGAAAUGCAGGACCAUGGCUAGUGACUGUAUAGAGACACAAAGGCAGAGUUGAAAACUUGAUCUGUGUUUAUUUUGACCACUGUCACAGGAGCUCUGGUAUGGACUCUUAUGAAGGUGGUCUGUUUCAGGAAAAUAAAACCCCCUGUGUUCUAGAGCAAUUUGGAGUUAAUAUCAAAUGGAUCUAGAGACCUGUGAGUAUCCCUUGACUGUGUGGGAUUAUAGGAGAGGUUUGGAGGUGGGAUUGGUAGAAAGUUCCUAACUGUAAAAUUGCAACCAGCAUAUAGUUGUUGGGAGAAAAAUAAUGUGUUUUGUGAUGCUUAAAGGAUAGCACCCACACAUACAAUCAGAGCCUGUGGUAAUGAGCAUUGUAAUGGGAUGCAGAACUGAGAUUCCAGAUGUAGCUCUUAAAACUGUUUCUGGACCUAAAUGCAUGAUGAGUUUUCAUUAACACAACUUUCUGGUGAAUUACAGAGGGAUCUGUAAAUGGUUAUGAAAGUAGAGCAGCAGUAUCUGCAAUGCUCAGAAAGGGAAGGUGUCACAGAGGUGAUUACCAGCUACAUGACCUUAGUAGUGAUGUAGAGUUCAGGGAGACUGGUGCUUAGGGGAAGUGAUGCCAGAGACUGCUGGCAGUGUGUGUACAUUCCCUCUUAGCAGCCUCCUAAGCUGCAGGAGCAUGCAGCUGUUGAGACAAUCAAGUAUUUGGCCAAGUAUCUUUACUAAAAAACAGUUUAAUUUGCACCACAGCUGCUAGGCUGUAUUUAGUUAAUCUAUUUAGAUAGAAGUUGGACUUCCUUCAUUUUCUCAGUUUUAAGUUCAUUGCUCCAGGAGGAUGCCCUUCAUAAUCAGUUUUCCCAAUUACAUGAGAUGGGAGGAGUGGUAAACAAUAUAAUUGCUCUAUCUUCUUUCCUCUUUGUAAUAAAUGAAACUUGGCUGCUGUUUGAGGUCUUCUUUCUCCAUGCCUUUUUCUUAUGAGCUAUCUCUCCAGCAGCUGUUUUCCCAUGACUACUCUAUCCAGUUAUCUUUCUGAGUUACUGAUGUUUAUUUUUUCUGCAGCUGUAUUUCUUCAGUUAAAAGUUAUGGGUGCAAUUCUCUAGGGCUAAGUGUUAUUAUAAAUGCAACAUAUACAUGGUGUCAAGAUGUAAGAUAGUGGGUUUCCUCACAUCUGAAAAAUUAAGUGGGAGGAUUGGGAGUUCUGGAACCAACACAUAGAUGGGAGUAACACUUGUUAUAUAAAACAACAAAACUGGAGUUUCAGAUUUAUUGUUAGUGCUCUGUACGCCACCUGCUUUGUGGAGGCAGAGCUCUGAAAUAUACUUGACCUUGGUUUGCCUGCUCUGAGGAGUCUCCAGGAGGUCGGAAGUUCAGCAUCUCAGCGGAUCAAGGUAUGAUCCUGCUCCUAACGAUGUGUUGGUGAUGGUGUUGGCAAACAGUCUGCAAAGCAGGGUGUUGCUGCAGUCCAAUAACUGCUCCCAAUGCCACCACCUCAGUAUUGAACAUUAGUGGAUGUACUGUUUAGAUAUUUGCAGACAUAUCCAUGGGUCAUCCAAAUGAACCCUUUUGUUGCUUACCUCAAGGGGGAGCACACAAGCCUCAGUGGGAUACCUUCUCCUUUCAGGCUUCCUGUUGUGCAGACUAAUUGAAUUGCUGGCUGUGACCUGCUUCUUACCAGACUGUAGCUGCCUGGCCUGUAGUGCUUCCUGUAGCACUGUCAUGUUGAAAUGCACAAGCUGAUUUGAAUAUUCUCCAUUGUGUUUCUAACUAUGAUACUGAGUUUCUGAAGGGAACUCACCUGUUACAACCAUAACCAGGAUGACAGGUUAAACAGCUGGCAUGCCUCUAACUCCUUUUGUCAGCUGUAAAUGUUUGGCAUCACCUGUCAAGGCAAGUUGACCUCCUGCUUCCACUGAAAAUGUCAUUCUA